Molecule: messenger RNA, 1319 nt
Organism: Frankliniella occidentalis (western flower thrips)
Lineage: Eukaryota; Metazoa; Arthropoda; Insecta; Thysanoptera; Thripidae
Gene: Echs1
Product: probable enoyl-CoA hydratase, mitochondrial
Exons: 6
Coding region: 180-1058 (292 amino acids)
Biological process (GO): fatty acid beta-oxidation
Cellular component (GO): mitochondrion
Molecular function (GO): enoyl-CoA hydratase activity
Source: RefSeq, a predicted model, not a curated record
GCAGAGAGGCUCCGCUACAAGAGGGAGGGCGCUGCAUUCGCGACCGAACUGACCUCACACCCCUCUGACGUUUGUGUGUAGUGUACUUUGUACCGCACCCAGCCGGACUCCGCAGCUGAUCCAAUCCAUUGAGAUCUCUGCCUCAGUGACUUUGUCCUCGUUCAGCUGAUCGCAACACCAUGGCUCUUUCAUCACGACUUGCCGCCGGCCUCAGAGGCUUCGUCGCAACACGUGGCAUCCAACAAAACCUGAGAUUCGCGAGUUCUGUAGAUAUCCCCAAGUACGAGUAUGUGGAAGCAUCACUUGCAGGAGAAAAGAAGAAUGUUGGUCUUAUCCGCCUGAACCGACCCAAGGCUCUUAAUGCACUAUGCGACGCAUUGGUGGCUGAUUUGGCAAAGGCUGUGAAACUCAUGGACAAAACUCCUGGUAUUGGUGCGAUUGUCAUAACUGGAAGCGAAAAAGCUUUUGCUGCAGGUGCUGACAUUAAAGAAAUGAAGGAUACCACUUUUGCUUCUAACAUCACCUGUGGACUGUUACAAGAAUGGCAGGAAAUCUCAAAAUGCUCAAAACCCGUCAUUGCUGCUGUUAACGGCUAUGCUUUGGGUGGUGGUUGUGAACUGGCUAUGAUGUGCGAUAUCAUUUAUGCUGGUGACAAGGCCCGGUUUGGCCAGCCUGAGGUGUCCAUUGGAACCAUCCCUGGUGCAGGUGGCACCCAACGCAUUGCUCGCUCAUGUGGCAAGUCCAAAGCCAUGGAAAUUUGUCUCAGUGGAAACCAAUUCUCUGCCGAGGAGGCAGAGAAAAUGGGCUUGGUGAGCAAAAUAUUCCCUGCUGAUAAACUAGUAGAUGAAGCCGUCAAGCUUGGUGAGAAGAUCUCUUCACACUCUCCUCUUAUUAUUGCAUUGUGCAAGGAGUCUGUUAACAAAGCCUUUGAAACCUCACUUGCUGAAGGACUUAGCUUUGAGAAACGUAUUUUCCAUGCCACAUUUUCCACUAAGGACCAGCAAGAAGGCAUGGAUGCCUUUGUUGAGAAGCGAGCUCCCAAAUGGACCAGUACCUAAAUAUUGAACUUGUACCUGAUUAUUGGCAUUUCAUGCCACUGUUAAGACUGUACCAUUUUCCACUGUUUGUGCCAUAUGUGACAUCCAAUGUAUUACUCCCCAUGUGUAUGUUGUGUAUAACUUUAUCAUUUUGAAAACUUGUUGUAUUGUUCUCUAAUAUUGUGAAUUUUAUUUUUAUACUAUGUUAAACUCUGUUUUUACAUCUCAGUUGGUCAAUGUGAAUGUGCAAAAUUGUCACAAUUAAAAUUGUCUGCAUUUUUA